This is a messenger RNA of Mus pahari (shrew mouse), 2813 nucleotides long. RefSeq names its product RAD23 homolog B, nucleotide excision repair protein (gene Rad23b). The transcript is spliced from 10 exons. Gene Ontology annotation, molecular function: polyubiquitin modification-dependent protein binding; proteasome binding; ubiquitin binding. Bases 337 to 1587 code for a protein of 416 amino acids. The record is from RefSeq and is a predicted model, not a curated record. Lineage: Eukaryota; Metazoa; Chordata; Mammalia; Rodentia; Muridae. Gene Ontology annotation, cellular component: nucleoplasm; cytosol. Gene Ontology annotation, biological process: nucleotide-excision repair; proteasome-mediated ubiquitin-dependent protein catabolic process.
UCCGGGUUUUUUUCUGGUGGGGGAGGGGGCACGUCUCGGCGAGUCACGGUGAUGGCGGCCACCAUCCUGUGGUGAGGUAGCGGAUUCUCUGCGUCUCUCGGGGAGUCCCUCGCGCCUCCUGCGGGCCCAGUGGCUGGCGCGUGAGGGAAGCACCGCGGGUCGAGCCCACGGGGAAAGCCGCGGGGGCGAGCGGCGGCGCGGCCGGGGGAGACGCGGGGCCCGGGGUGAGUGCGACUCCGGGCGAAUGUGACAAGCCCCCCCCACCCCCACCGCCUUCCUCCCGAGAGCGCGAGGAUCGCGGCCACCCCGGGGCGGCCAGGCCCCGGCUUAGGCACCAUGCAGGUCACCCUGAAGACCCUUCAGCAGCAGACCUUCAAGAUCGACAUCGACCCGGAGGAGACGGUAAAGGCAUUGAAAGAGAAGAUUGAAUCUGAAAAGGGGAAAGAUGCCUUUCCAGUAGCAGGUCAGAAGUUAAUUUAUGCAGGCAAAAUCCUCAGUGAUGAUACUGCUCUCAAAGAAUAUAAAAUUGAUGAGAAAAACUUUGUGGUGGUUAUGGUGACAAAACCCAAAGCAGUGACAACAGCAGUGCCAGCUACAACCCAGCCAUCAAGUACUCCCAGCCCAACUACAGUCAGCUCCUCCCCAGCGGUGGCUGCAGCCCAGGCUCCAGCUCCCACCCCUGCUCUGGCUCCCACUUCCACUCCUGCCUCCACUACUCCAACCUCAACUACAGCAUCUUCUGAACCCGCACCUGCUGGUGCCACUCAGCCUGAGAAACCUGCAGAAAAGCCAGCCCAGACACCAGUGCUCACUAGCCCAGCACCAGCUGACAGUACACCAGGAGAUUCUUCCCGGUCAAAUCUUUUUGAAGAUGCUACAAGUGCCCUUGUGACAGGUCAGUCUUAUGAGAAUAUGGUAACGGAGAUCAUGUCAAUGGGCUAUGAACGAGAACAAGUAAUUGCAGCCCUGAGAGCCAGUUUCAACAACCCUGACAGAGCUGUGGAAUAUCUUCUAAUGGGAAUCCCUGGAGAUAGAGACAGUCAGGCUGUGGUUGAGCCUCCUCCUCAGGCUGUGAGUACCGGAACUCCUCAGUCUCCAGCAGUAGCUGCAGCUGCAGCAACCACGACAGCAACUACAACAACCACUUCUGGAGGCCACCCCCUUGAAUUUUUACGAAAUCAGCCUCAGUUUCAACAGAUGAGACAAAUUAUCCAGCAGAAUCCUUCCUUGCUUCCAGCUCUGCUCCAGCAGAUAGGUCGGGAGAACCCUCAGUUGCUGCAGCAAAUUAGCCAACACCAGGAGCAUUUUAUUCAGAUGCUGAAUGAACCAGUUCAGGAAGCAGGUGGUCAAGGUGGAGGAGGAGGUGGCGGAGGAGGCGGUGGAGGUGGAGGCGGUGGAGGAAUUGCAGAAGCUGGAAGUGGGCAUAUGAACUACAUUCAAGUAACACCUCAGGAGAAAGAAGCUAUAGAACGGUUAAAGGCAUUAGGAUUCCCUGAAGGACUUGUGAUUCAAGCAUACUUUGCUUGCGAGAAGAAUGAGAACCUGGCUGCCAACUUCCUUCUACAGCAGAACUUUGAUGAAGACUGAAGGGACUCUUUUGUACCUCACACUCACACCAGUGCAUUACACUAACCUUGUUCACUGGAUUGUCUGGGGUGACUUGGGCUCAUAUCCACAAUAUUUGGUAUACGGUAGUAGGUUGGUGGGGGUGGGGGUGGGGAGCUAGGAUAUAGGGCAGGGAUACAUACAGUGCAUGUCUGCUUCAGUUAGCAGAUGCUGCAGAUCCACACAGUGUAAAAUACUAUACAACCAAACAUCCGCCUUUACAGGUCGUUAUUCUUCUAAGCAGUAGGUAACUUUUCCUGGGUUUCAUUCUUUCUAGUGUACUAGAUCCAGAAAUUUAGUGUGAUGCCCUGCUUUCUCUUUUCUUUGACUUAACAUUGGUUUCUGAAAGAAUCUUUGCUACCUAGAACCUGCAGUCUGUUUUAUGGCAACACUGGAUAAUGGCUUUUUGAAAUCGAGGGAGAAAAAUUGGAGCAUCUGUAAACAGAAAUGCCAAAUUAUUGAUAGUCAUCGUUGCUGCUUCACAUUAGUAUGAAAUUGAUGCAGAAGAAAGCCCAUUCUUUGUGUUCAGUGCUGGGGAUGGGGUGGGGAGGGUAGAAAGGGCGCUUUUUCUUAAAACGAAAAUAAUUACUGCUAUUUUAAAAUUUCUUGAUUAUUGAAUGUGAGACCCUCUAACAUGAUUUGAGAAGCUGUACACAUAUAGGCAGAGUUAUUUUCCUGUUUACAUUCUUUGUUUGGGGAAAUUGGUAGGUGUCUAAUUACUGUUUACUUCAUUGUUGUAUUGCAGUAAAAGAUUUAAAACAACCAUUGCAUGUUUGCUUUUGAUGUAUCCCUUUGUGAAAUCAGCACUUCUGGGGCCAAUGAAGAAACUUGGCAGCAUUCACUCCUCUUCUCCCUCCCCUUUCCUCCGUAGAGAUGUGUUUGAUCAGCAAGUCAUGAGUCAAACUGCUGCCUUUAAAAAACACACACAAAAAGCUGAUUCAGUUCAAAAUUAAUGCAAAUCUUUCAAAACUGGGUUUCUGAUACUUGUGGAUGUUUUUCUUUAUUAGAUAAGAAUGUAUUACCAUUAAAUCCAUUAGUAUUACAUUGCUUUCAAAGAGAAGGUGGGUGGAACCAUAAUCCAGCAUCUUUUACUGCAUUUAAAGAUGGGAGCAAACUUUUGUAUGGUUGGGAGAUGUGGCUGGAAAGUACUUUGGAAAAUAUACAAUCAAGAUAUUUCGUCUCAUAUUAAAAGAAAAAUCUCAAUCACA